GUCUGCUUCUGAUGGUUUCCGUUUCCUGUAGUUUCACAAUGAAGAGUGAGACAGAAACCACUACAGAAUGCUCUCAAAGAGCUUUCUCUUGAAACUUUAAUUGCAGGUGCUGUUACUUGAAGGGGUGGAUGUCCAGACUGGAUGAACAUGGCAAGUGGACGAAACACUGGUUUGUUCUGGGUGAUACUUCACUGAGGUACUACAGAGACUCAGAGGCUGAGGAGUCAGACGAUCUGGAUGGAGAGAUCAACCUGACAUCCUGUGUGAAUGUGUCAGACUGUGAUGUAGAGAAGAACUAUGGACUCCAAAUAUAUACAAAGAGAGCAGUGUUCACUCUCUCUGCUAUGACCUCCAGAAUACGACGGAACUGGGUGAAGUUACUAAAGCAGGCGAUCCAGAACAACACGCACCAAUCAGACACCGGCAGCGAGAAAGAGAACCCCCUCUCCCGGAGACCGUCGUCAUGCCAACCCCCUGCUCGGUUCACCUGCAAGGGCUCCGGCUAUGAACCUAGCACUUCCACCUCCGCCGCCACAGCUGCAAACUCCCAUCGGGCCGACCACCAACACCAAACUGCGGACGGGGAUCUGGACGCAGACUUAUCUCCAGCCAGUCAGAGAGAAGAAGGGGAGGGCUGGGACCGCGAGCAAGCGAAGCGAUUGGAGCAGAGGAAUAAGUGGUUUGAGGAGGGGGUCUCUUUAGGUGAGAUGGGCAGCAGGUGGGACUCAAUGGAGCUGAAAAAAGGGUGUGUGCCUGUCCCUGUUAUUGAGACCAUGGACUCAGAGGUCAGCAUGAAGUGGGCAGAAUUCGAGAAGCUGUCAUUUAGGGACAUGAGCGCACAGUCUCUCAUUGGAGCACAGGCCUAUCAGUCAAGCACCCCACAGGUAUCACAGUCUCUUGUUAGCUCCCAGAAUUAUAAAUCGAGCCCUGAAGAGGCCGAACAGUCUGUCACUGUAUCAGAAACUGAUGAAUCAAGCUCAAAGAGGGCCCUUCCAUCCAUGAAUGGAGCCCAAGCUUUUCAAUCAAAUACAGCUGAAGCACUUCAAAAGGAGGCACUCUCUCUUCGAAAGCAAGUGGAGAGCAUUAAGAGGGAGCGUGCCGCCAUGGGGAUAGAGGUGGACAGCCCGUGCGGCCCCGGGGCCCCCUGUAGGGCCAGGCUAGAAGCCAUGGAAGUAGCCCAUCAAAAAGCACUGCAGGAGCUGCAGGAGAAACACGCGAGGGAGAUCAGGGAGAUGGAGGAGCAGAGAGACAGGAUGCUACAGGAGGAGAGCCAGACAGCUGCUAAAGCCAUGGAAGCACUGAGAGCAGCACACAGAGAGGAGCUGGAGAGAGUGGUGGAGACGAGCAGGAGGUUGGCUGGAGGGGCUGCCCACGUGGAUGCUGCAUACAGAGGCCACAUGCCGGAGGCGGACGACUUGCACAGUGAAUUAGAUGUGCUGUCAGAACGUUACUCUCAGAAGUGCCUGCAGCUGAGCCGCACCGAGCAGAGCAGCAAGGGCAGAGAGACUGAGCUCGGUCGCAAGGAGAGAGAGCUGGAGCAGCUCAGAAGAGAGAACCAGGAGCUUAAGGCCAAACUGGCAGAAGAGAUCAGCCGCAUGCGUUAUUUCAUCACGGGCCAGAGGUCAAACAUGGGAUCUCUCGGCAACACUGAGCGCUCUGUGUCAGAAGUAGAGACAUUACUCAGGGCAAAAGACAAUGAGGUGCAGUACCUUAAAAAAGAAAUCAGCUGUCUACAGAAUGAAGUGCAGUCUCUCACCAAGGAGAAAGAAGCUGCUUAUGAGCGUUAUAAGGAGGCCUACGUAGAGCUGAGUGAAACGAAGGGGCGUAGCCAGUUGGAGACGGACUCCCUCAACGAACACUUGAGACUGGCCAAUGCUGCACUUCAGGAGGGAGCGAGGCGGACCUGACCAAUGACGACAACUGUUAAAAAGUUACCUUUAAGAACGAAGACAGCAAGCCAAUGAAAAAUAUUCACAAAAUAUAACAUUACAAUAAUAAUUUGUCCUGUCAUGACUGAAAUGACUUAGGAAAGUCAGAAUAAAAAUGAAGGCAACUGUGUACUUAAAAACCACAAUGCAAAGAUGGUUCAGAUUAAAUAACAUUUUAAUCCAUUUGUAAUCGACUCAGUUUAUUGAGUCACAUACAGAAACAUGCAAACAAGAGUGAAGGCGUCAGAAGUAGGUCUGACAGCCUCACAUGAUAUGAGAUUUCGAAAAAAUGAAUUUAGUGAAAACAACACAAACAGCAGCGGAGAGAGGAAGGAGAUGGGUGGAGGUAAACGGAUGUACUUGGAGGUCAAAUGCCCCAUCUCUCUUCAUCUUCCUUGUGCCAGCUGGUAUGCACUCUGUGGAUGGAAAUAAAGAAAAGUCACCUCCUUUAUGCGGUUACCACUUGU
Chelmon rostratus (copperband butterflyfish) is the source of this 2395-nucleotide messenger RNA. Its product is annotated as TRIO and F-actin-binding protein-like. Lineage: Eukaryota; Metazoa; Chordata; Actinopteri; Chaetodontiformes; Chaetodontidae. Gene Ontology annotation, biological process: actin filament organization; positive regulation of substrate adhesion-dependent cell spreading. The transcript is spliced from 11 exons. The coding region runs from base 129 to 1907 and encodes 592 amino acids. Gene Ontology annotation, molecular function: actin filament binding. The record is from RefSeq and is a predicted model, not a curated record. Gene Ontology annotation, cellular component: actin cytoskeleton.